Molecule: messenger RNA, 183 nt
Organism: Eremothecium sinecaudum
Lineage: Eukaryota; Fungi; Ascomycota; Saccharomycetes; Saccharomycetales; Saccharomycetaceae
Gene: COX14
Product: Cox14p
Exons: 1
Coding region: 1-183 (60 amino acids)
Source: RefSeq, a predicted model, not a curated record
AUGUCUAAGUACGCAUGGUACACUAGAGUUACAGAUGCUGUGCAUCGUUUGACUGUUCUAACGUUAGUUGGAGGUACGUUAUAUAUGACAGGUGGUUUGGUUUACACUUUGUAUGUUAAUGGGAAAAGAUAUGAAGAAAAGGUUCUUAAAGAGAAUCCGGAGCAAGCUAGCUCCACUGAAUAA